Messenger RNA from Funneliformis geosporum, 406 nucleotides. The record is from the annotation of a GenBank genome assembly. Lineage: Eukaryota; Fungi; Glomeromycota; Glomeromycetes; Glomerales; Glomeraceae.
CACUACGCAAACUAUUCAACAAAAAGAUUCUCUAUUAGCUACUUUAACUCGUAAAUAUGGUCAAGUUAAAAAUGAUUUAAAUAAUUAUAAAAAUGAACGGGACACUGCCUACGCUAAUUUAGAAAAUUUAAACCAACAACUAGACAACUCUCAACAAGAAUUAGUUAGAACCCAAAGAAAAGUCAGAAAAUUAGGUCAAAAAAUUACUAAAUUAGAAGCUGACCAAGCAAAAACACAGCAAACAACUGCCACGCAAAUCAAUUGGCUAAAAGAAAUUUCUCAAUGUUUGCUUAGUGUAGGAAUUGUUCAGAAAGAAGAUAUCCCUGCCGAAGCAAACAAUUUAGUUGAGCAAAUAAAACAAGUUCAGCAAGAACGCGACCAAGCCCUAAAAGAAAGAGAUUAUUGA